UUAAAUUUAAUUUUUAUUCAUUUAAUUGAACAAAAAAUGUUAAUUAUGAAAAUUCUGUAUUAGGGUUUUGGAGUUAUAAGACUAAGAGAAAUGGUCAACCAAGGCGGCCAACAGAGGCACUCCCACACACUCGGUCCUCCUUUCCCCAUAACUCCAUUAAAUAUUGAGAUACAUAUACGCCCUUUUCCCACCACCCAAUCAAUACAUCACCCAAUUGUGUCCCAUCCCCCCUUCAAAUUCCAAGCAAUUUCUUCUUGCCUCUUUCUCAGUUCCUUCUCAGACUGGGGAAUUCCAUUUUGAUGUCUUAAUUCUCAGACCUCCGGUACAUUAUAUAUAAAGAGGAAUCCAUCAAAAAAACUAGCUUACAAUCAUACUGCCAAGGAGAACACACAAUGGAGGGAACGACCUGUCUCAUAACAGAGGAAAAGGCUGAAGGGGAUGGCGAAUUCCCGGAGAUCUCCCUCCGGCCGAUGGAUCUCUCCGAUGCCGAUGAUUUCAUGGCGUGGGCUGCAGAUGAAAGGGUGACCCCCUUCUGCAGUUGGGACACCUACACCUCCAAAGAAGAUGCCAUGAACUACAUAAACAACACCGUCAUUCCUCACCCAUGGUUCAGGGCCAUUUGCCUCAACAACAAAGCAAUUGGGGCUAUUUCAGUGACUUCAAAUUCUAAUGCCACUGAUAGGUGCAGAAGUGAACUUGGGUAUGUCCUGGCCUACAAGUACUGGGGCAAAGGGAUCGCCACACGGGCCGCCAAAAUGGUGGCUUCGACCAUUUUCCGGGAGUGGCCGCACUUGGAGAGACUCGAAGCUCUAGUCGACGCCGAUAACCGGGGAUCGCAGAGGGUGCUGGAGAAGGCUGGGUUCAAGAGGGAAGGUGUUCUGAGGAAGUAUCUCACUGUGAAGGGGAAAACUAGAGAUGUGGUGAUGUUUAGCCUUCUUUCUACUGAAGCUGCUGCUUCCUAUAUAUAGUGUGUAGAAAAUUAUUGUUGUUUGGAGUACAUGUAUAUUUGAGUUCUUGAAAGUCUUGGUUAAUAAAGUAGAAUUCAUGUCCAAGUAGAAAUAUAAAGCAUUUAUGUUUUGAAA
This is a messenger RNA of Malania oleifera, 1082 nucleotides long. RefSeq lists its product as uncharacterized. The coding region runs from base 393 to 968 and encodes 191 amino acids. Gene Ontology annotation, molecular function: acyltransferase activity, transferring groups other than amino-acyl groups. The transcript has a single exon. The record is from RefSeq and is a predicted model, not a curated record. NCBI's taxonomy places the organism in Eukaryota, Viridiplantae, Streptophyta, Magnoliopsida, Santalales, Ximeniaceae.